AUGCCAGAGAUUGACAUCAACAUAACCUGCCACGAGCUGAAUAUCGAUCCAACCUUCAAACCAGUCAAACAGAAAAGACAAAAGUUGGGACCCGAGCGCGCUACUGCGGUCAACGACGAAGUCGAAAAACUGCUUAAAGUUGGAUCGAUAACAGAAAUAAGGUACCUAGACUGGCUCGCCAACCCUGUAGUGGUCAAGAAGAAAAAUGGGAAGUGGCGAGUCUGUGUUGAUUUUACUGACCUUAACAAAGCCUAUCGCAGAACUUAUUGCUACAAGGUGAUGCCCCUCGGCCUCAAAAAAGCCGGCGCAACCUAUCAACGACUCGUGAACCGGAUGUUCUCCAAACAACUCGGUAAAACUAUGGAGGUCUAUAUCGACGACAUGCUCGUAAAAUCCCUCAAUGCGGAAGAUCACGCUUUUCAGCAGCUGAAACGCUACUUGGCCACUCCUCCGGUUCUCGCAAAACCUGUCGAAGGAGAACCCUUGUUCUUAUAUAUCGCAGUAUCAGCAACAGCCGUAAGCGGCUUCCUCAUCAGAGAAGAGCGCGGUGAACAGAAACCCAUUUUUUACAUAAGCAAAACUUUGCCAGAUGCUGAGUUACGGUAUCCGCUAAUGGAAAAACUAGCAUACGCGGUCGUGACAUCGGCACGAAAGCUCAGAUCGUAUUUCCAAUCCCACGCGAUCGUCAUCCUCACGACCUUCCCUAUGCAGACGAUUUUGCAUUGUCCAAGCCAGUCGGGAAGACUAGCCAAAUGGGCAGUCGAGUUAAGUGAGUACGAUAUAGAAUACCGACCAAAAACGAGUGCAAAAUCCCAAGUACUCGCAGACUUUUUGGUAGAGCUACCGACGGGAACCGUGACUAUCAAGGAACAAAAUUUGACCUGGGUCCUUCACAUCGACGGAUCGUCAUCUAAGCAAGGAUCAGGCAUCGAAAUUUGCCUCACGUCACCAACCAGUGAAAUCCUAGAGCAAUCAUUUAGACUGGAAUUUCACGCGUCCAACAACGAGGCCGAAUACAAAGCGCUCAUUGCAGGACUACGAUUAGCUCACUGA
Messenger RNA from Brassica oleracea var. oleracea, 1053 nucleotides. RefSeq lists its product as uncharacterized. NCBI's taxonomy places the organism in Eukaryota, Viridiplantae, Streptophyta, Magnoliopsida, Brassicales, Brassicaceae. The record is from RefSeq and is a predicted model, not a curated record. Bases 1 to 1053 code for a protein of 350 amino acids. The transcript is spliced from 2 exons. Gene Ontology annotation, molecular function: nucleic acid binding.